AUGCGCCGGCCCGUCCCUCCGCCUCCCCUCCAGCCCAGCCCAGGGCGGCACCGCAAGGUCUCUCUAAGUCACCUUUGCUCGGCCCGCCCCCGGCUCCAGCGAGGUCAAGCAGAGGCGCGGCCCGCCCGCCAGCGGCCCAGGACUCCGGUGCCGGGCCGCCAGAGGUCCGUGCAGCGCCCUUCGGCCGCAGAGCCAGAGCCGCCCUCCCCUCCAGGGCUCGCCGGGGAGAGUGCGACCAGCGCGGGGAACGGCCUGCGGCAGGCAGCUCCGCGCUGCCGCUGUCGUCGUCCAGUCCCUCCUCCCGAGGCCCCCCUCCCGCGUGGCCCGCUCCGCGGAGGCGCAGGUAGGGACGUGCCCCGGACGGGGAGAGCCCGCACACAGCCCUUGCGAGCGAGCAGGCGGACUGCUCGCCCCGCAAUUCUCGGGAAGGAAGUAAGGAAACUGCUACUCGUGCUCUGCGUGCAUCCCGCGGAGGCUCCUGCGAGGUCCUAGAGCGGGCUGUGUGCUCAAGCCCUCUCCUGGCGACGCCUGCCCUGACAACUUCUAAAUGGCCAGCCCGCCCCUGGGGAAAAGCAGAGAGGAAUCCUCUUUGGACUCUUGCACCUCAAAGGGCACUUUUGAGAAAUUAUUCCUUUAGGUGAAGAGGAGGAGAACAAUGUGAUUUCUUUCAUGGAAUUCUGCCCUAACACCAAAAAUAAAUUCUGGACUCCUGCCAACUAACUGAAAUCCCAGCACCAAGCCUUCAUUUCUAGAUUCAGUGCCUAAAGUGCCUGGCAGACAGUAAGAAUCAAAUAAAAUGCUUUCUGAACUGAAUGAAAUAGCCUCCCUACCUGGAGAAGCAUCAUAACCAGACACUUCAAAAUCUCUUAUCAAGCACAACAAAAUAAAGUAAAAAACAGAAAUGAUCCAAUAUUUACAUUUGUACAUGAUAUACAUUUGUCCCUUAAUGAAAACACUAAGUGUCAACAUUCCUCAAAGGAAUUUACACAGAAUGUAAUUUCAAUAACAUACCAAUGGUAUUUUUACUAGGAACCUAAAAAAAUUAUUUUGAAUGCCAUCUGGGAGAAUAAACAGAUACAAAUGUCAAAGAAAAUCCUCAAAAGAAAAGGGAAACCUUAUCAGAUAUUAAAACAUUACAAAAACAAUCAUUAAAAAUGAGUUACUUGUGGGGCGGCUAGGUUGGUUAAUCAUCCAACUCUUGAUUUUGGCUCAGGUAAUGAUCUCAUGGUUCAUGGGUCUGAGCCUCAUGUCAGGCUCUGCGCUGGCAGCUCUGAGCCUACUUGGGAUUUUCUGUCUCCCUCUCUCUCUGCUCCCUCCUGCUCGCACUCUCACAGAAAUAAACAUUAAAAAAAAAAACUAUUGGAAAAAGAGAUACUUGCAAAAAAAGAGGCAGAUGAAGCAAUGAAAGAAAAUAGCAAACAAAUUCUUAAAAUGUAGGAGAAAGGUAUAAAAAACGGAAAGGGAAGAUUGCUUGAUGAAGGAUGUAAAUAAAGGUAAGUGGUCAGCAAUUUGAGAGCCUCACAUCCUAACACUCUCACAUGGCGUUUCCUAUUCAAAACCCAGCAAGCACACCAACAAAUGGGGCUGGGCCUCUGGCUACUUUCCUGACCUUUCCCCUCUCCCCAACUUGCCCUGCUCUAGGCACCCGGAAAGCUUUCUUCUUCAAAUAUGCAAAGCACUCUCCUCUCCAAUCCCAGAGCUUUUACAGUUGCUUCCUUUGGUUUUCAAUACUCUUUCUACCAGAUUUCUUCAGGGCUCUCCUGACUCACUGCAGCUCUGUGCUCAGGGACCUCUUCCCUUACACCCUUUCCAAAACAACAGCCCCCUACCCCAUGCCAUCACUCUCUAUCCCCUUCAUCCUGUUUAUUUUUCUGCACCUCACUGCCUGACAUUAUAUGUGUAUUUACACCUUAAAUUUAGCUGGAUGCUAAACCAACUGAGCCACCCAGGUGCCACUAUUUUAAACUAAAAAAAAAAAAAAAAAAAAAAAAAGCCUAGUCUACCAGAGAAUAACAGCUAGAAGGUAAAUCUUUGUGGAUUUUUGGGUCAUAGGUGAUUACACUUUGUUGGUGCCUUCAUCUUCCUCAUUUCGAACAUAAACAAUCAUUAGUUUUGCAGUUAAAAAAAAACUGUUCUAAUGUAGGUACUGAAAAUAAAUUAGAA
Felis catus (domestic cat) is the source of this 2163-nucleotide messenger RNA. RefSeq names its product serine/arginine repetitive matrix protein 1-like. The record is from RefSeq and is a predicted model, not a curated record. Bases 1 to 492 code for a protein of 163 amino acids. The transcript has 2 exons. Lineage: Eukaryota; Metazoa; Chordata; Mammalia; Carnivora; Felidae.